Drosophila virilis is the source of this 2285-nucleotide messenger RNA. RefSeq names its product autophagy-related protein 101. Gene Ontology annotation, cellular component: phagophore assembly site. The record is from RefSeq and is a predicted model, not a curated record. Gene Ontology annotation, biological process: autophagy; autophagosome assembly. NCBI's taxonomy places the organism in Eukaryota, Metazoa, Arthropoda, Insecta, Diptera, Drosophilidae.
GUCUGACCACACAAAAUGAAAUAAAUCUAUCGUUAAAGGAUUGGAAAUAAAAAUACGUGAAUCUGAAGAAUGAUAAGUACCAACGUUGCCAUAUACCUAACCCACAGGAAAGCAUAAGAACGGAAGCUGCAGCAGUGGUAUCCGCAUUAUUUAAUUAAGUGAUCGAAUCAGGAGGAACAGAAUCACUCAUUUUAAAGGUGGUGGCAGUUCAUCCAAAACAUACGCGUGUGACUUCCAUUGGCUGGAAAAGUAGCACCACGCAAGCCUUGCAGAAAGUGUUUAUAACCAACGCAUAACCAAUAUCUAAAAAUAAAAUUUUCAAAGGUCAUCGAAUUCAACAGCAAUACAGUGGUGAAAGGUCCUCUGAUGUACCCGAUUACCUACUCAAUGGCGAAUCGUCUGUCAAAGUUGAUCACUUCUCUCAUGACUUGUUGCAGUUGUAAGUUGGCAAAAUUUCGCUUGCUAUAGACUUCCUGCACAACGUUGGCAUAUUCUAUCGUGAUAUCAAGCGGGAGAACAUUCUGUUAACGCAAACAUUUCACAUACAGUUGACCGAUUUCGAGGCAUGUACGAAUAUAUAGGCUCUUACAUCUUUACAACGUUCACGACGUUACAAAAUGCCAUGUUAGAUGCGACUUUAAUGAUUCAUCAGCAAGUAAUUCAUUGUUGCAGCAAUAACCCUAGACACGCUCGUAAUUGAAAAAGAAGAAAAAAUAAGUACCCGAUUACCUACUAAAUGGCGAAUCGUCUGUCAAAGUUGAUCACUUCUCUCAUGACUUGUUGCAGUUGUAAGUUGGCAAAAUUUCGCUUGCUAUAGACUUCCUGCACAACGUUGGUAUAUUCUAUCGAGAUGUCAAGCGGGAGAACAUUCUGUUAACGCAAACAUUUCACAUACAGUUGACCAAUUUUGAGGCAUGUACGAAUAUAUAGGUACGAUCUUAUAAAUUUAAACCACAGAUUGAUAUACCAUUAGCUGAAGAAUGGUAACAAACAAAUCCCAAAUAUUGAAGAGUUUAAAUAACUAUAUUGAACGAAAACAAGCAAUGCUACAUUUAGUCUAAAUGUAAGUUUAACAAAAUUGUUAGUUUAACAGAGGGAAUGGAAACGUUGUUAAAUCUAUAUCUUUACGAUGUCUAUUAGAGCUUAGGUUUAGAGUAUAUUUAUAAUCAUAUAUGUAAUAGCGAGUGCAGGUGCAAAAGAGAUAUAACGAAACUCGGCUUCGUCGUGGCAUAGCACAAAUCACCAAACAGUAAACAUUUUUGAGCAAGCUCAGCCCCAACGAAAAACUAGCUUGUACUCGAUUAUUUAAUCAAAGCGUCGACUUCUAGAAUGAACGCACGCUCACAGAUAUUUGAUCUUACUAUGGAAGGUCGCCAGGUGGAUGAGGCAGUGGCCGGCAUAUUUCACACAGUUCUUUUUCACCGCUGUUUGGGCAAAUAUAUGUAUACGGGAGAUGCUCAAUACUCGAUUGGCACCGUGGGGUAUUCAGAUGUUGAUUGCGACUUUAUUGAUUUCACAUAUGUUUGCUGCACAUCAGAUAGCCUAACGCGCAGGGUGAAGCGUGCCAUCAAUUUGUUUAGCGAAAAGUUGCGUUCAAAUGAAAGCUGCGGAUCCGGACAAAUCAGCUUGGAAUUUUUUCAGAAAAAGAAAAAUCGUUGGCUGUUUACACAGGAGUCUAUACCAUGGGAAGUGUGGACAGUACACCUGGAUUUAAUUAAGCACGAAAACGAGGAUGAGCGCCAGCUCUGCCGCGAAAAUGUGUCGGACCUGCUUACCGAAAAGGUUAUAUACAUUACAGAAUUAAUGAACCGACACGAUUAUGUGCCUAAGACUCCAAGUCAAAGCGAGCUUGAUCUGAUCUUCGACACUUCGUUUCCCGAUGUACAGCCAUAUUUGUUCAAAUUCGAUUAUUCAACUUCCGGAUCAACGGCACCUUCAAUGGGAAAUGCCAUGAAAAAAAUCAUCAAAGAAACGCUAGCAAUGUGAUUGGCUGAUUAUGUUAGCAAAGAAUCGUAUGUCUUGGUCUGUGCGUUCAACGUUUUAAGCUUAACUGCGUUAGCUUAACCGACAAUAAUUUAUGUGGCAAUAAUUAUAUAACCUGCUAACUAACCUAAUCCUGAUCUUGUUAGUAUUUUGUGUAUAGCUUUUUCAGGAAAAGCACUAUGAAUCAAAAGGCUUUUUUUUCUUCUUAAAAUCUUUUUGUAAACGGACAUGUAAUAUGUCUAAAAUGUAAUAUAAUCUCUCACUAAAAAACCAUUAAAUGUUUACAGUCAUUUACGAGCUAA